Messenger RNA from Parasteatoda tepidariorum (common house spider), 1559 nucleotides. RefSeq names its product CCAAT/enhancer-binding protein epsilon. The record is from RefSeq and is a predicted model, not a curated record. Gene Ontology annotation, molecular function: RNA polymerase II cis-regulatory region sequence-specific DNA binding; DNA-binding transcription factor activity, RNA polymerase II-specific. Gene Ontology annotation, biological process: DNA-templated transcription; regulation of transcription by RNA polymerase II. Lineage: Eukaryota; Metazoa; Arthropoda; Arachnida; Araneae; Theridiidae.
CUUUAUUCCCCUUCUCUUACCGCAGAUUAGAUUGAAGCAUCGAUCACGAGAGCUACAGGAACCUGUUGCUCUCCGAAGUGUGUUGCGCGUGCGCCCAAACAAGAGGGUAGCGGUGGAAAAAAAAAAGAAAUCUGACGUAGUUAUGUUGCUCUCUUUCUCCAGUGUUCCUCACACCUAAGCGAAAACUCUCGGAAUCAACAAGUCGCGCGCGGAGCAAAGGAUUACAUACCGUGUUUGUGUUGUGUUUUUUCGGAAGUGAGGAAAAGGCCUUCGCGACGGCCACUAUCAAUUGGGCAGACUUGGACAACAGAUCGCCAUGCUACACGCAAAGCAUGAGCUCACCUCACAUGUAUGAUCCAGCAUUUCCUACGGUGGACGAUUUGAAAGCCAAGUUGAAUAACUUGAGCUCUAAAAAUAACGGUGGAUCUAAAGGACUGUUGGAUUUGUGCGAGGUGCCGGACCUGUCCGACCCGGAACUCUCGUUCGAUCUCCAGAAUAUAAUCGGUCCGGACAACGGUCAUCCAGUAUCGAAUUUGGACGAAUCGUCUAGUCUGUUUACUGAUAUCCUUGUUGAACAACAGCAACAACAGUCUAAAAGGAACCCUUACGGCCUGCAGCAGACGUUUACUUCAUCCAGAUACCCACAGCCCAUGCCACAACAAUCCGCCCUUGGAACUGACCAUUACGGAGCCGAAGCGGGAAUUGGAAUUAAAAGAGAACCCGUGGACCACAUCGAUUUGAGUAGUUGCAGUCAGAGGUCUUCGUACACGAACGGAUCCAGCAUAUACUCCUACUCCCCCAUCACGGAGAGGGCACCCAAUGGUCAGCUAGGUGCCUUCUUACCUAACCUCGGAAGAACUGGCCCCCCGGUGCACAAUGGGGGUUCUAUGAAGAGCCUGUCCCACAAGCACCACAAGAACAAAAAGAAUGUGGACAAGUCGUCUGACGAAUAUCGUCGGAGACGAGAACGCAACAACAUAGCCGUCCGUAAAUCGCGCGAAAAAGCGAAAUUGCGCAGUCGGGAAACCGAGCGCAAAGUGUCCGAGCUUGUGCGAGAAAAUGAUUUCUUGCGCAAGCGUGUUGAACUGCUCACCAAAGAACUUAACGUCUUAAAAUCUCUAUUGGCCAAUGUGGGUGUCCCUCCCGACAGCGUGGACAAUGAAGUGGCCAAAACACUUCACAUGGACAAUUUCCAUGGCAUGCAAGAUCUCUGACCAGUUAUGUGUUCUACUCCAUUAUUUAUUUAAGAGAGAAGUGUGUGCGAUGUAAGAGCAUUCAAUUUUAUUUAUUCUUUUUUUGUGAGCGAUUUUAAUCAAAAUUUGUUCGAAAGCACACCUUUGAUGAAUGCGUGUGUGCCCCAAAUUGGAUAAUCGAAUGUUUUUAGUUAUAAUAAUGAAACCAACGGUAAGUGUCAUCAAAUUCCAUGGACACAACUUUUCUCCAAAUUCUUCCUUCUUGAUUUCUCAUUUACAUAUCAAAACUGGAUAAUUUGCAUUUUGUACCGAUUUUGUGGCAUUAUAUAAUUAAACAUAGUAUUAAGCAUCCUAUUUAUACUGGUU